AUGGCGGGGGAACGCAGCGGCAACCUAUGUACCUGCUGCACAAGCUUCAUCACCAGCACAGGCCUCAUAAUCCUCUUCCUCUGGCUCACACUCCGAACUCAACAACCCAAAUGCUUCAUCCAAUCACUCUACCUUCCCUCUCUCAACAAAACCAUCACUUCAAACCACAAACACUCCAACAACAAAACCAUUAUCUUCAACCUCAAAGUCACCAACACAAACAAAGACAAAGGUGUCCUAUACGACACCGUUCGUCUUACAUUCGCCCUCUUCCUCGACGCCAACACCACGCGCCCACUCGCUAACACCACUCUCGAACCUUUCUACCAAGGACAUGGUAGGACCACCGAGAAAUGGAGCUCCGCUGAAGCACAUGGCGGUGGACUGAACCGCACGGUGAACGGAAGCGUCUUCAUCCGCGUGGAUUUUGCCACGCGCGUUAACUAUAAGAUUAUGCUUUUUUAUUCUAAACGACACCGUUUGUCUGGAGGGGCAAAUGUGGAAGUUAAUGCUAGCACCGGGGAGAAAGUGGACCCCAAACGAAUCAGGCUCGGUAAUACUCCGCCUUGGGUCGGGUCCGAAGCUGCCCCGAUUCGUGUACGAUGGAUUGCUCUUUCUACCCUUUUAGUUUCUCUAUGCUUUUAUUUGACUUACUAA
This is a messenger RNA of Lathyrus sativus (Indian pea), 657 nucleotides long. The record is from the annotation of a GenBank genome assembly. NCBI's taxonomy places the organism in Eukaryota, Viridiplantae, Streptophyta, Magnoliopsida, Fabales, Fabaceae.